AUGGAACAGAGUGAAGAUGGAUACGACCUUUCGGCUUGUUAUCCAUCACCGAGAGAUGUUAUGCCCCCAGAUGACCCUGCCGAGAUGACGAGUCCAGGAUGUGAGCCCAAUGAUAUGCAGUCGCUGCCUUCACCGCAAUCUGCAGGUCACUCGGACACUUGGAAGUGGCGUUGUUUGGCUUGUGAUUCACUGGAGAGUGCAUGGCUUUAUGGUGAAUGGGUUUGUUGCGGUUGUGGCACCACCGAUUUCUAUAGAACCAAUCAGCCUGCCAAGAAGAUGACUUCGGAUGGCACGUGGAUGUACAUUCCGAAAAGUCGCCCUGCUGUCGUCCAGCCCCUGAGUAAGGCCGCUCGGAGAAGGAAGAGACGUCCAAAGUAUGGUGGCGACCCUUCUGGUUCGCUUGAUGGUUUUGAACGUGAUCCCGAGGAGGAGAGCCACACCACUGACCCACUUGUUGAACUAACGCCUCCACCUAGUGCUCAUCCGAUGUUGAAACAACAAGGCGCCCCAAGACCUUCGAAGGUGCCAAGUACUCAACAAUCGAAUGCUCAGGAGAACCAACUGCUAGAUGCCCUCCGGACGCUUGUUUCUUCUAAGAAGACUGAUGACGAUGAUUGGAAUUCAGCAGCUGGACCCUCCAAGGGUGUUCGUUGGCGUGGUGGUGCAAUUCCUCAGCCUCCCGUUUGGAGGUAUGAUCGUGAUGACCUUCGAGCAUAUAGCAAGUUUGUGAAGAAGGUUGACAUUUGGAAGUUGCAAGCUGCCAUACUUGUCGAAGAAAGAGAUGGAGAAGCUGAACAGGAAUUGGAACAUACUCCGAUUGAGGACAUUCAUAGGGAUGAUGGUGUGGAACGCAUUCUGACAGCCUUGAAAGGCCCGAUGGAGCAAAAGGUCGUGUAUCAGAAACGCAAAUUUUUGCACGAGUUUGAGAAUCUUCGUCGGUAUGUCCAUUUGACCAACAAUGAGAACGCUGCCAAUGAGCUCCACGAUGACGAGGAGUUCAUGGAUGUCAUUGAUGAGGAGAAGGAUGAGGAUGAUCAACAGUUGGCUGAUCAAGAAGCUGAUGACCAUGAUCCUCCUCCUGAGGAUGACGGCAAUGACAAUGAGGAGUUUGAUCCCUCCGAACUAGCCCAGGUUCUAACCUUGACAGCAAAGAAGUUAUCCAACCAGACGUUGGGUCGCAAGUUCACCAAUCGACCAAAGACUGCCCAGAAGACCAAGCUUUCGGCGCAAGACAAGCUGAACACACAUUGUUCAGCAUGUGGUGCUGUUGGACAUUGGUAUCGUGAUCCUGAAUGUCCUCGCAACGGUGGAUCUGGUGGACCAGCUGGCACGGAGAAAAAGGGCGUCAAAGGAACAUCCAAAGGUUCCACUCACAAGGUUGGCAUCAUUCACCAUGACUAUGGAAGCGUCGAGAUCCAUGAAGACCCUCAAGAUCAAUAUGGCAACAUGUUUUCGGUACAGAUGGUUGGCUAUAACCGCUUCCAGGUGAAUGAGAUCAAGUUUAACCACGUCGACCAGUUCAAGGGUUACAUGAUUAUCGAUACGGGUUGCCAACGAACUUGUUGUGGUAAACUUUGGUUGGAUGCUCAUCUCAAAGAACUCAAGUACUAUGACAUGAUCCCCAAGAUGGUAUCCCAGCGUGAUGAGUUCCAGUUUGGCAAGGGUGAACCUUCAAUUGCUACCUGCAAGGCCUAUCUACCUUCGGCCAUCGCUGGAGUGCCCUUGCUGUUGGGAACCUCAGUUUUGGAAGAUAAUGUGCCAUUCCUUGCGUCCAACAGUUUGCUGACUCACCUUGGAGCCAUUGUGAAUUUGGUCACGGAUUCUGUUUUCUUUCAACGUUUGGGUGCGGAAGUGAAGAUUUAUCGCAUGGGUGGACACAUGGCAAUCAACAUUUUUGACUUCAUGACAGAGUGUCCAUCACAACUAGAAGUAUGUGAACUUCUUUCCAGACCACAUGUUUGGAAGAAGCCACACCCCGAGAUCAUUUUGAGCACUCAAAGUUUUCGACCUGGCCAGCCGCCCAGCCAUCAGCCUGAUGCAUCAAGCACCGCCAUGCUGGUUGCAAAGGUGGCGCCAGAUGACUCAAUUCGUGACCAACCUCUUCAAGCAGACCGUGAUCCAAAUGAUGGUAGCAAUCCGCUGCCGUGUGAUGCCCAGGAACGUGUUGCAAGCACUUCCACCAACCAUGGACUAUGUGAUCAACCCGGUGGAUUGCGAACAUCAAAGAUGCCGAAGAUUCGGCAAUCGACACGGGCGCUUCGCCGAGUGUCAGGACUGCCGACUAGGGUGGAAGUGGAACGAAGGCAUUCAGAAGUGGGAGGAACGUGGGUUGCCAAGUCGCUCAUCGCCCUUGCCACCAUUGCCACUUCCAUCUUCAAGCAACACGACACCUUCAAGGGCAUAUCCGAAGAGCCAACAACCUCCUACUUCGAUCGCUAUGUCCCGAGCCAAGACCAUGGCACAGCCGCGUCGUCCUCCACCUCAACAUUCGAUCAGCAGUGGAUGGACCAAUUUUCAAUUGCCAGAGAUGAUGGUGGAGCAAUCUUCCUGUCGGAGGAAGUGUAUCGAGAGUCGAGGGAGGAGAUGGAACGUCGUCAAGAUCAACAACGAUGGGACAGGCUGAUCGAAUUGGGAGCCAUCGAACCCCAGGACGACGAGAUCUACGACUGGGAUGCGGUGUGGGAACAAGAUCGCAUUCAGUUUCUUCUCUCAUUGCCUGGCGUUUGGAGUGUUGUGGUGGAUGCCGGAGCCUUUGGUGCAUCCAUCGAUGAUAACCUCAUCGCCAAGCCCUUCAGGCGUCCCUAUGAGAUUGGCAAUGACACCGGGCUUGGAAAAUCCAUCCAGGACUUGUUUCGGAUGGGCACCACCAAGAUUCAAGUGGUUUCAACUCCAACGACUCGAAGAUUUCCAGGCGUCAUUGAGGAGUUUCCCCCUACCAGAGCUGCCUUCUUGGCCUUCACUGAUGGUACCAGAUCGGUGGAGGUGGAAGGCCUUCAAGAUGUGCAGUUUCCAAAACAGCGAUUUUCAAAAGCUGUUCGCAUUGCUGUCUUCGCCUUUGGGCGUCGACGACAAGUCCCACAACAAGAGACUAAGGCAGUUCCUGGUGUUGUGCCCAAUCUUUCCACUGACAUUGACUUUCCCGGCAUCACUUCGACAGUGGCCCGGAUGCACCUCAACAUGGGACAUCCUUCACGACAAGAACUGUCAAGGCUCUUGGCAUACCAAGGAGACGUUCCUGACCAGGUCUAUGAAGCUGUUCGCAAACUUCGAUGUGCAACCUGUCAGAGACUGCAGCCUCCACAACAACCUCGUCCAUCAACUACUCCAAGCUUUUAUGCAGGGCAGUUCUGUGAUGAACUCCAGAUGGACAUUUUCCACUGCCGAACCUUGAGCGGAGAAUCCUUUAAGGUGUUGGGCAUCAUUGACAAGGCAACAGGCUUUCAUCAGGCCAUUGCUCCAUCAGAAGCCAGCAGCAACCACAUGUUUGACUGCUUGGAGCAAAUUUGGUUUCGUCCUUACGGACUACCCUUGAAGAUUGUUGCCGACCCCGACACGUCAUUUAGAGGUGACUUCCAAGAACGAGUUCAUUCCCUUGGAUGCAUUCUCGAACUUUGCCCUCCAGAAGCUCACCAUGUCAUAGCCAUGAUUGAGAGACGUAACUCAAUCUUGCGUCUUGUUCUUGAGAAGUUGAUUGACCAGUUCGCCGCAACAACUGUUGAGCAGUGCAAGUUCUUGCUUUCAUCAGCUUGCCAUGCGAUGAAUAGUGCCAUUCACACACAUGGAAGAUCUGCCUACCAAGCAGUUUUUGGACGGCAACCACGACUUCUCAACAGCAACUUUAAUGACCCAAUGAGUUUGGCAUCAUCACCACCUGUUGCUCGACUUCAUUCAGACGACUACGCCUACAGGGCUGAGCUGGUGCGUGCUGAAGCCAUCAAGUACAUCCACGACUUGGAUGUUAGUCGGCAUCUUCGCAGAGCCUUACUUCGGAAGACUCGCAUCACCAAAGUGGCUGAUGUCAUGCCAGGCCAGAAGGUUGCUUUCUGGCGUUGGGCAAAGCGAGGCGGCAAGAAGAGAGGCACUUGGAUCACAGCGACCUUCUUGAGCUGGGAUCCUUCGGCAGUGGGCAAGCAAGCUUGGAUCAGAAGUGGUGGAUCUAGCAUCUUGGUGACGGCAGAACAAUUGCGUUGUGCUUUUGGCUUUGAACAAUGGACACCAGAUGUUGACGACAUCAAGGCCUUGAAGAGCUCAACUGACGAUUUCACCAAGUUCAUGCUUGACGAUCGUGGACCACCACCACCUGAUGACCAACGAGAGCCAAUUCUACACCAUGAAAAUGAGGAUGAGGACCAAUAUGAGGAAUUCUUUGCUUACUUGACAACACAACAAAGACAACAAGAUGUUCAGUCCAUCAACAAGGACCCAACAGAAUCUGACACAACACAGGAUUCUGACACAGACGAGGAAAUUCCACAACCACAACAACUUAACAUGUCCACCAGUUUUGGCAAGCUCUCUCCAAACACCAAAACUACCACAUCACUUCCUGAGUACAAGCAGGGCAUGACCAGACAACAAAUCAAAGCACUCGACCGUGAAAUACCAUGGCGGAAGGUGCUGGAGAUGCCUCCAUCUUAUGUGGAUAAGUUCCUGCUUGCAAUCCAGAAGGAAGCUGAUUCUUGGGCAUCAUGGAAUUCAGUGGAACCCUUGUCAGACAAGGCUGCCGACCAAAUCUUCAACCAUCCCAUCUUGAAGAAGAGGGUGCUGAAGAGUCGAGCCCUUUAUCGCGACAAAUCCUGUGGCAUCGGCGAAGUUCGAGCAAAAUGCCGAGUGGUUGCCUUGGGUCACUUAGACCCUGACCUUGAGACGUUGCAACGAACAUCGGCAACUCCAGGUCGCAUUGCCGAGCACAUUGUUUUCGCGAUGAUUGUCGCAGGCUACAAUGGUGAGUUGCUAUCAUCAUCAUUGUCUUGGACGACAUGGAUUGCAGACGCUGCCACUGCUUUCCUCCAAGGCAGUCAGGAACAGAGAGCACUCCCUCUGUACUUGCUACCCCCACGAGAUGGCCUCAUAGCUUUGACUUCCACGUGGUCAUCACGACUUUACAGGAUUCGUGGAAACGUGUAUGGGUUGGCCAAUGCACCAUACACAUGGGCAACUGAAGUCACUCGACGUCUUCGAUCGAUUGACUACCAGCAGCAUUCCUUCGACCAACAACUUUACUACAAGGUUGUCAAUGACCAAGUUGUCUCCAUUAUCUUGGUCUAUGUGGAUGACUUCGUUGGAAUUAGCCGUGCUGAUUAUCCGAUCUCUGAAGUCCACGACUUGUUCAAGUGGGGAGCUAUGUCCAAAUUGGAGCUUGAUAAGCCUGCCACAUUCAAAGGCAAAGAAUUGACCCUUUGUCGCAACGCUCAUGGAAGAUUCACCAUGAAGAUUACCAUGGAAAAGUUCAUCGAUGGCUUGGAUGAAUCGUCGCUUCCUCGUGGACGACUGUUGAAAGGUGACAAGCUGACCGAAGAGGAACAGAAAGAGCUUCGUAGUAUCUCAGGUUCCCUCCAGUGGCUUGCAACACAAAGCCGUCCUGAGAUAGCCCCGGUGGUUAGUCUUACAGCUCAUGGUGACGCUGCAACUAUCCACGACCUCAAGAAUUUGUAUGCAACAGUGGGCUAUUUGAAGCAGAGUUCAAAAGCUGGCAUUUUGAUGCAAGAUGUGCCGGUCAAUGAAGAUACUGUGAUUCUAGCCUACAGCGAUUCCAGCUGGGCAAAUGCUUCGAAGAGUGGAAGCCAGAUUGGUGUGGUAAUUGGUCUGACCACCCCUUUGGAAAAGCAUCAGCCUGCAAAGUUCUCGCUGAUUGACUGGAAAUCUGCUCGCGCAGUUCGUGUUUGUAGGAGCACUUUAGCUGCCGAGGCAUCAGCUGCAGAUGAAGCGUCCGAUCGCAGUGCCUACGUCAAUAUGCAUUUGGGCGAACUCGUGCACCUUGAACCUGCCCACCGAGUUGGAGUUCGCUUAGCAUUUCUCCAGGCAACGGAUGCCAAAAGUUUGUUUGAUGCAGUGAUUUCACCAAACACUGUUACCAAUGACAAACGUACUAUGGUUUCAAUUAGGACCAUUCAAGAAACGGUCACCAAAGAAAACAUUCGUUGGGUCCCAACUAGAUUUCAAUUUAGCGAUGGGUUGACAAAGAUUGAUGAAAAGCUACGGGUUUCCUUUUCAAAGUGGCUGCAAAACCCUGUGGCAAUCUUGGUCGAGCACCCGGAGAACGCUCUUUUGGAGCAACAGCUUUUUGGCCAAGCUGUUGCGUUGCAUGAGUCAUUUAGCCGAGGUUCAACCGUAAAGCAUCAAAAGAAUAACGCCAGUGUGAAUUUCAGCCUGCACCAUUCCAUGUUCCAUGAUCAUUGA
Messenger RNA from Cladocopium goreaui, 6399 nucleotides. The record is from the annotation of a GenBank genome assembly. Lineage: Eukaryota; Dinophyceae; Suessiales; Symbiodiniaceae.